GUUACAACAUAUGGGUUUCGUUUAGAACGUUGAAUUAAUACAUUUUUUAAAAUCUUAAAUUGAUUUCAUAUGCUAGUUGUAGUUACUUUGUAUUACAUUAUCUGUGCCUGAUAUGGUGGAAGACUGGUAAAUGUGCGUAAAAUUUUUUGGUUAUAGAUAAGUUGUAGGUAGCUGAAAUGGCGCUCAAUCCUGCAUAUGAAGCCAUUGGCAAAGGCUUCGUUCAGCAAUAUUAUGCCAUUUUUGAUGAUCCCGUGCAAAGGCCGAAUUUAAUAAAUAUGUAUAAUACAGAAACGUCCUUCAUGACAUUUGAAGGCCAACAGAUCCAAGGUGCUGUGAAGAUAAUGGAGAAGUUGACAAGUCUUAGUUUUCAGAAGAUAAAUAGAAUAAUCACUGCAGUGGACUCACAGCCCAUGUUCGACGGCGGAGUCCUCAUCAACGUCCUGGGCCGACUGCAGGCUGACGACGAUCCGCCUCAUGCGUACUCGCAAGUGUUUGUCCUGAAGCCGCUGGGCAACUCAUUUUUCUGCCAGCACGACAUCUUCCGCCUCGGGAUACACGACACCGCUUGAGGGGGGGCGACGCGACCGCAACUCUCCCGUCUAGCAGCUGCAUGAACUGCUUUUGUGCAUAAACUAAAAAAAAAUAUUAAUUUUUUUUUUUUUUAAGAAAAGGAGCAGUGGUACUACUGGUUUCACAAACUGAUCAACUGAAACUUGAAAAUGCUUCAAGAAAUUGUGGAGGGGAAAAUUUUUCAAAAAUAGUAGUGUGUAGUAAAUGCAAAAAAAAAAAUAAAAAUUUCAGCAUCUUACAUGUCAAGUUACGCAUAUUACAUGAAGACUAUAAUUUGUUAAUUAAGCUUGGGUAAAGCAUGACAUAUUUGCCAGUAAGUUUUGAAUGUGUGUGUGUAAUUUUUUAUAAAACCUUAAUUUGGACAUGUUUAUCAAAAUAUUUUGGAAAAUAAAUUGACAUAAAUAUGUCAUGUUUAUUCAAAAUGAUAAUUUGUAAGCUAUACAACUAAAUUAAUUUGCCAUUAGUGUUUCAUCUAAGUUACAAAACUUAUUUAAAAACACUUGUGUUGCUUUUACAAUUUUUAUUAAUUACCAUCUCUAAUUGAGCAUUACUUCAAUCUAUUAUGUAUCUAAUAUGUAGUAUUUGAACCUUUUAAAUAUCGGUUUAGUUGUUCACACAUUGUAAAAUAAUGUUAAAAUGAAUACUUCUGUGAGAUUGAAGAUUAUUUAUAAAUGUUUAUAGAUCUUUGAAAA
Molecule: messenger RNA, 1262 nt
Organism: Bacillus rossius redtenbacheri
Lineage: Eukaryota; Metazoa; Arthropoda; Insecta; Phasmatodea; Bacillidae
Gene: Ntf-2
Product: probable nuclear transport factor 2
Exons: 5
Coding region: 177-569 (130 amino acids)
Biological process (GO): protein import into nucleus
Cellular component (GO): nuclear pore central transport channel
Molecular function (GO): nuclear import signal receptor activity
Source: RefSeq, a predicted model, not a curated record